Messenger RNA from Austrofundulus limnaeus, 3227 nucleotides. It is a transcript of the gene nxph2a, whose product is annotated as neurexophilin 2a. Lineage: Eukaryota; Metazoa; Chordata; Actinopteri; Cyprinodontiformes; Rivulidae. The coding region runs from base 516 to 1307 and encodes 263 amino acids. Gene Ontology annotation, molecular function: signaling receptor binding. The transcript has 3 exons. The record is from RefSeq and is a predicted model, not a curated record.
UUCUUAAAAGGAGAGAGUGAGAGCACAGAGGCAGAUCUCCAGGUCCUGACGCUCUGAACGGAUGCGCGCUGAUCUUGGAGUCUCCAGGCGCGCAGCGGAGGAUUUUGCGCACUGAAACCAAGUGGAGCCGAUGAGCGGGCUGUUGUCUCUGACUGACUGCAGUCUUCUUACUGGGAUGCGGGCUUACUCGGCUGCACGUUGCUGUGCACAACUCACUGCUUAAGCGGAAUAAAGAGGAAGGGUGGGGAAAAACAGUUUAAUUCCGUUUUGGUGGAAACUUAGAGGAGCGCUGCUGUUUACGUCCCAGCUUCUCAGUGGAGACCCAAACAUUCCGACAAAAGGAGACAUUUUGAGAGGAUUGAGGAACUCUUGAUGAUUCCAGCGUGAGGUAUUGUUGCUUUUGCAGAACAGUGAGCUCAGCGAUGCUUCAGCGGAACGCGCGUCUCCCCCUCUCCAAGUCUUCCAGAGAGGAUUUACCCGCCGCGCAUCGUGAAUAAACUCAGAAGCUCCUGAAGAUGAGUCCCCUGCCAACCUUCCUGCUGCUUGUUCUCCUUCACCAGGUCACAUGCAGGAAAGUGCAUGAAGGAGCCACAGAGCUCAUCGAGUGGAGAGGCCGUGAAAACGGACAGAAGAUUCCUCCCAUGGGGCCCAGUCCACGGAUUCUCAACCCCCUGCGUUUGUUUGCCAGGGGCUCCCCCGAGCUCAAGAGCAACACAGGGGGAAUGACGUAUUUACAGCACAUGGAGGACUUUUGGGACUGGUUAUCUAACCAGACAGAUGUUCAGGGUUCACAGACCAGAACUAAGCGCAGACCCAUCGUCAAGACUGGCAAGUUCAAAAAGAUGUUUGGGUGGGGGGACUUCCACUCCAACAUCAAGACCGUCAAACUCAACCUCCUGAUCACAGGCAAGAUCGUGGACCACGGGAACGGCACGUUCAGCGUCUACUUUCGCCACAACUCCACAGGGAUGGGGAAUGUGUCUGUGAGCCUGGUGCCGCCUUCCAAGGUUGUGGAGUUUGAGAUCGCUCAGCAGUCCACGCUGGAGACCAAAGACACCAAAUCGUUCAAUUGUCGCAUUGAAUACGAGAAGACGGACCGCAACAAGAAAACCGCCCUGUGCAACUUUGACCCGUCCAAGGUGUGCUAUCAGGAGCACACGCAGAGCCAUGUGUCGUGGCUGUGCUCAAAACCCUUCAAAGUCAUAUGCAUCUAUAUCGCCUUUUAUAGUGUGGACUACAAACUGGUGCAGAAGGUAUGCCCUGACUACAACUACCACAGUGACACACCGUACUCUUCCACAGGAUGACCUAACUGUUGUAUAUGCAUCAGUCUUUUGUUUUACCUUUAAACUAUGUCAAUGUCCAACUCUAAACUCAUUGUUCUGAACUACCUAAACAGCUUGAUAUGUUGAAGAGUCAGCUCACAAAGGGACAAGUAUACUGGAGAAACUUUUGUACAUAUUGCACAUGUAUACAGAAAUAAAACUUAGUGUUAGGUGUACAAGGACUUUGAAUUUCGGGGUUUACGUGAGAUGCAGCGAUAGCUACGAACCCUGGGUAAAAUCUCAUCACAGCAGCACAUGUUCUUUGAUGUAAUUACCAUGCUGUCCAGAUGUUUGCUUCAAGGCUAAAAUAUGAGAGAGGAGCAUUUGACAGCACUUAUCAAGCUCACCUCGUUUAAAAAGUUGGGAGUUGAAAACUAAGUUUUUGAAUCAUUAGGUUAUUACAAUAAACAAACAUUUGAAACAGGACAUAAAAUAAAAGAAUUCAUUUUAAAACCUUGCUAAAUUUUGAGUAAUUAAGUUAUUUGGCCGUUGCCUUUGAGCUGACUUUCAUGUGUACGUUAACAGAACUUGAAGAGAACAUUCAUUAUUUCAAAUGAGUUUUUUAAGCCUUCAAUAAUUAAUUACAGCCAUUUUUUGUUUUCUUUUUUUCCAAUAGGUAUGGAAUAGAAGCAAAUUGAUUGAUUCAACCUAUUCCAAAUUGUCUGUGACAAAAUAAAGUGGUCCAACAAAUCUAAUUUCAAAGAAACUUGAGAGCACAAUCGUAAAUUAUCACUCAUUAUCACCCGUCCAGAUGUAAAGUGGCGUGCUCUUGUGCUUCCUCCUGAAAACGUCUUGGUUUCGUGCUACAAUUAUCCUAAGGCGUGUGCGUGCUGAGCCACUCUGAAUCCCAACAUCUGUGUUUGCUGGAUGCACUUUGAGGCAUCAGCCUGCCGAGCAAGCCUCACACUGGAUUAAUGUGUCAGGAGAGGAAGGGAGGGAAGGAGGCAAUAAUUGCAGGACAGGUGGAUUUAGUGAGUCUGGCAGACAAUUAUCAGCACUUUGUCAUGGUCCCGCUACCAGCCCUGACAUUACCUGUCUUUAAUAGGCUUUAAUUAGCCUGGGGAAUCCAUUCACCAAGAGUGGAGAAACUGAAGAGAGAGAGAAAAAAACAAAACAAAACGAAGCAGAAGGAAAGAAGGUGUCUGCAUUUUUUUUUAAUCGAGAAGUGGGGAUAAAUUUGAAAUAUCAAGCUUAAUUUUUUUUCACUUGCACAGCAACCCUAAAAUGGCAGAUUUCAGUGUACAAGCAGAAAACAUCCAGUCUAAUGGUGUAAUGUGCUUCGAUCCAGCAAUCACCGAGACAGUUUGGAAAGGUUUUCUUGGAAACCAUCUCCACGUUUAAAUGCCGUGGAUUGCGUUGCUUGCACACAUCCCAGGUUCUCGGGUUAGGGCAGGUGCCACCGAUGACACCGUAACUGUUUCUAUCGAUGCUCCUUUAUUUUUCCAUCAUCUGUAAAUGAUCCUGUUCACAUGAGGUGAUGUGUAUGAUAAAUCAGAGUUGGUAAACAAUGUUUUAGUUUCACUCCUUUGUGCAAAUGCUGUGUAUUACUGUGUAACUCUAAAACUUAACGUGAUCAAUUAUGGCUUUAGAGUUAAUGAUGAUUUUUCCUAAGAAAUAUGUAUUCUCUAUUUUUUGUGUUUUAUCAUAAAUAAUGUAGAUAAAUGUCAUAUUUAUUGCCGUAUAAAUUGCUUUGAAUUUCAUUUUCUUUGUAAAUGCAGAUUAUUCCUAUCUUUUGUCUCCCUUGCUUAUUUUUUUUCUGUAAAUUAGAUAAAAAAGUGCACCUAUCUGUGUAAUUACCAUUUUUUAUAUUAGUAUUCAAAGAAAGCUUUUUUUGUGUGUGUCAAAAUGUGAUGGUAAAGAUCAAUUUAGGUUUGUAUGGCAUUAAACCUCACAUAAAACGGA